AUGUCCGCGAGCGCCCCCUCCGCCAACAGCCUCCCAGUACGCACCCAACGCUCCGUCUCGAUUCUCUCCCCCACCGACGCAAAACAAUGGACACCCCAAUCCUCCUCAUCCUCCUCGCACUCCCCAACCAGCGGCUCUCUGCACCCUUCCGAACAGCCCACCUCGUCGGGCAUAUCCAACAUGAAGAAUCUACGCACCCGCGUCGUCGACUCCUUCCGGCGGGACCCCACUGCGAGCUUGACGCGGAACACGAGUGUCGGACACUCGACGCAUAAUGGUGACUCGAGGAGGGGGAGUCGGAAGGGCAGUGGAGAGAGCGGUGGUGAUAAGGGUGAUGGUGGGGAUGAGGAGAGUGGGCCGAUGCAUCUUCCUAAGGCGUAUGAUGUCGAGCAGGCGACGGAGGCGACUGCGGCGAGUCCGUUGUUGAGGCAGUUGAAGGGAAGGCAUUUGCAGAUGAUAGCAAUAGGCGGUUCCAUCGGCACGGGCCUCUUCGUUGGCUCAGGCAAAGCGCUUGCGCAUGGUGGGCCGGCGUCGCUGGUGAUUGCGUUUAGUCUGAUUGGUAUCAUGAUGUACUGCACAAUGCAGGCGUUAGGAGAGAUGGCGGUGUUGUUCCCUGUUGCGGGCAGCUUCUCGGCUUAUUCGAGCAGAUUCCUCGACCCAGCCUGGGGCUUCGCCAUGGGCUGGAACUACGCCAUGCAAUGGCUGGUCGUCUUCCCCCUCGAACUCGUCGCCGCCUCCAUUACCGUCGACUACUGGGUCCACAGCACCUCCCUCAACGCCGCCUGGAUCACAAUCUUCUGGUCGUUGAUCGUCACCAUCAACUUCUUCGGCGUCAAGGGCUACGGUGAAGCCGAAUUCGUCUUCUCCAUCGUCAAAGUUACCGCUGUCAUCGGCUACAUCAUCCUGGGCGUGAUUAUGAACAUCGGCGGCGGACCAGAGGGAAGCUACAUCGGCUUCUCAGUCUGGGACCGCGACGGGGCAUUCAAGAACGGCUUCAAAGGUCUAUGCUCCGUCUUCGUCACCGCCGCUUUCGCCUUCGCUGGCACCGAACUCGUCGGACUGGCGGCAGCUGAAACCGAGAACCCGCGCAAAGCCCUCCCCACCGCGAUCAAACAGGUCUUCUGGCGCAUCACCCUCUUCUACAUCGUCAGCUUAUUCCUCGUCGGCACGCUAGUCAGCAGCAACGACCCACGCUUGCUUUCCGCCUCGUCGAGCGCCGACGCCACCGCAUCCCCAUUCGUCAUCUCGAUCGAAAACAGCCUAAUCGCCGGCCUCCCAGGAGUAAUGAACUGCGUCAUCAUGAUCGCCGUCCUCAGCGUCGGCAACUCUGCCGUCUACGGCUCCUCACGCACCCUCGCUGCCCUCGCCGAACAGCGCCAAGCACCCCACAUAUUCGCAUACAUCGACCGCAAAGGCCGACCCAUCGUUUCCAUCCUCCUCGCUAGCUGUCUGGGCUGGCUGGGUUACUUCGCGAGCUCACGCUUCCAGCAGACUGCGUUCGACUGGAUGCUGGCUAUCUCCGGACUGAGCUCGAUCUUCACUUGGGGGUCCAUAUGUGCGGCACACAUCCGCUUUCGUGCCGCGUGGAAAGUGCAGGGCCAUACGCUUGAUGAGUUGGCGUUUAUCUCGCCGAUUGGCGUUGCGGGGUCGUAUGUCGGGUUGAUAACUAAUAUCUUGAUUUUGAUAGCGCAGUUCUGGACUGGGUUUGCGCCGGUGGACUAUGAGGAGAAGUCGACGAGUGAGAGGAUCGAGGGGUUCUUUCAGGAUUAUUUGGCUGCGCCGGUCGUGGUGGUGUGCUAUAUUGGGUAUAAAGUGGUGUACAGGACGAAGGUGUUGAGUGUGAGGGAUAUCAAUCUGUAUACGGGGAAGCGGGAGAUGAAUGUGCGGGGGUUGUUGGCGGAGGAGAGGGUUGAGAGGAGGGGGUGGCCGAGGUGGAAGAGGAUGUAUAAGUUCUUUUGCUAG
This is a messenger RNA of Cyphellophora attinorum, 1962 nucleotides long. Its product is annotated as General amino-acid permease GAP1. The transcript has 3 exons. Gene Ontology annotation, biological process: amino acid transmembrane transport. The coding region runs from base 1 to 1962 and encodes 653 amino acids. Gene Ontology annotation, cellular component: membrane. The record is from RefSeq and is a predicted model, not a curated record. Gene Ontology annotation, molecular function: amino acid transmembrane transporter activity. NCBI's taxonomy places the organism in Eukaryota, Fungi, Ascomycota, Eurotiomycetes, Chaetothyriales, Cyphellophoraceae.